GGGGAACGCCAAUCUCUCUGGAACUCUAUGAUUAGCCAUACAUCCUCAGAUACUCUGUGGCUUGUUGGAGGUGAUUUUAACAUUAUUUGCAGCCUAGAUGAACACAGAGGACCUAUCUUGCCUAGCUUUAAAGGUAUGGAAGAUUUCUCUUCUUGCAUUGCUUCUUGUGAUCUUAAUAACAUUUCACCUAAGGGCGGAAUUUUUACGUGGCAUGGGAAAAGAUCCCAAGGCAAAGUCUGGAGGAGACUGGAUAGGGCUCUUGUGAACACAUAUGCCAUGAACUUGUAUGAUGACAUCACUCUUAACCACCUUAGCAGGAGUGGCUCGGACCACAAACCAAUCCUCCUUAAAGGUGCUAUAAACUCCUACAAAGGGCCCAAAAUGUUCAGAUUUCUCAACUGCUGGGUUUCUAAUGACACCUUCAUUCCUAUGGUUAAAUUGAAUUGGGAAAAGUCUAGCAAUGUGAAUGGAAUGUCAGGCUUUGCUGAGAAACUCAAGAUCCUUAAAACAGCGAUUAAGGAGUGGAAUGUUUCAACGUUUGGAGAUAUCUUCGAAAAUGUUAAAAUGGCUGAAGAAGAGGCACUUGCUAGACAAAACUCCUUUGAUAAUAAUCCAACUGAAGACAACCGAGCUGCUGCAAACCUUGCAUCAGCCAAACUUCUAAAUGCAUGUAAAAGGGAGGCUAGUUACUGGUUUCAAAAGUCUAACAUCAAAUGGAUGAAGGAAGGAGAAUCCAAUUCAAAGUUCUUUCACUCGGUGGUCAAGGGAAAGAGGGCUAAACUCAAGAUCACAGCUAUAAAAGAUGAGGAGGGAGUUAACCACAUAGAUAAUAACAAAAUCGCUACCUUAGCUGUUGAGCACUUCACCAAGCUUUUUGAAGAGAGUCCUUGCAAAGCUCUUCAGGAAACCCUGAGAUUUAUUCCAUGUACAGUUACAGCCGAAGACAACAACUCUAUAAAAAAGCUUCCUUCUAUGGAAGAAGUGAAACAAGCAGUGUGGUCGCUCAAUGAAAAUGCCGCUCCUGGUCCUGAUGGCUUUAAUGGCUUUUUUUCAGGGCCUGUUGGGAUAUUAUCAAAAUAGAUCUCCUUAAGGCAUGUCAAGAGUUCUUCUUAGGAGUUAAGGUUCCGGUUGCUUUUGCAAGCACAAUUAUCACCUUAAUUCCCAAGGUAAACAGCCCCAUCAAAUGGAAAGAUUUCAGGCCAAUAUCCUUAUCAACAUUCAUGAGUAAGAUUAACUCUCGUAUUCUGGCAACGAGACUUAGCAUAGUUAUCAACAAAGUCAUUGG
This is a messenger RNA of Cuscuta campestris, 1285 nucleotides long. The record is from the annotation of a GenBank genome assembly. Lineage: Eukaryota; Viridiplantae; Streptophyta; Magnoliopsida; Solanales; Convolvulaceae.